Messenger RNA from Arabis nemorensis, 1095 nucleotides. Lineage: Eukaryota; Viridiplantae; Streptophyta; Magnoliopsida; Brassicales; Brassicaceae. The record is from the annotation of a GenBank genome assembly.
AUGACUGGAUUCCACAACUUGGAGUAUUUUGAUGUUAGUGAAAACUCAUUUCUCGGGCCUUUCCCUAAAUCUUUGUUCUCGAUUUCUUCGUUGCAAAAGGUUGGUUUGGGAGAAAACCAAUUCACGGGACCUAUAGAGUUUGUGAAUACAUCUUCAUUAUCUAAGCUUCAAUAUUUAUACCUUAGGUAUAACAAUUUCAAUGGCCCAAUCCCGGAAUCCAUAUCUAAAUUUCUCAACCUCGAAAUCUUAGAUCUUAACCACAACAAACUCACCGGGCCAAUCCCUAGAUCUAUAUCAAAGCUAGUCAACCUCAAAUAUCUUGAUCUAGCACACAACAUGUUGGAAGGUGAAAUCCAUGAGUUAGAUGUGAAAUCGAAUUCAUUCCGGGGACCAUUUCCCCAUUGGAUAUGCAAGCUUAAAGGUUUAAGCUUCUUAGAUUUGUCCAACAAUCUCUUCAACGGCUCAAUCCCUUCAUGUUUAUGGAAUCUCACUUUGGAUUUGACAAAGCUAAGUUUGCGGAACAACAACUUUAGUGGAACUCUUCCAAAUAUAUUUGCCAAUGCUACAAAGUUAACAUCAUUGGACGUUAGUGGCAACGAGCUGGAGGGAAAGUUUCCAAAGUCAUUGAUCAAUUGCAAAGCUCUGCAACUUGUGAAUGUGGAAAGCAACAAAUUGAAGGACAAGUUCCCAUCGUGGUUGGGAUCUCUUCCAUCAUUAAAUGUUCUCAGCCUCAGAUCAAACGAGUUCUAUGGGCCAUUGUAUCAACCCAUUGGGUUUGAGAGUUUAAGAGUCAUUGAUAUUUCUCACAAUGACUUCAUUGGAACGCUUCCAUCUUUCUAUUUUUCCAACUGGAGUGCAAUGACGACAUUAACCGAAGAAAAUGGUUUGUACACGGACGAUUUUGCGAAUUAUUCUGUCAUCUAUCAGUCGAUGGAAAUGGUGAAUAAAGGAGUAGAUACAGAAUUUGACCGGAUCCAGAAAGACUUCAUAGCGAUUGAUGUAUCUGGAAACAAAUUUUACGGCAAAAAAUCCCUGAAUCCAUUGGUCUUCUCAAGGAAUUGCGUCUUCUCAACUUCUCAACCUGAAGCUGUAUAG